AUGAAGGCGUUGUCGGCGUCACCUCGGUUGGACAAGAUGUCGACGCAAUCUCGCAAUACUUUGGACAAGUCUUCUGCUGAGUAUUCCGAUGGCAAUGCCUCGCAGUCCACUCUGGAUCAGAUCAUCGACAUCCCCGAGGUCCCUCGCAAAAGUUUGGGCCGCCCUUCAUGGAAUCAGACAACACCCAACGAGAAUGAGAUUGCGCAGCUGCCUCAGCUCCUCGUCUCCCUGGAAUCGUCAUCUGGCGUUGAAGACUACCUGGAUCCGGCGCAAUUCUAUCACGGCCUUUCCGAAAAUGGAUUGCAAAUCUUUUGCAACUCAGAUUCGUCAACUGAUGAGACCCAAAACCAAAACAAAGUCUCUGUCAUAAUGGACAGCAUCACUCGCAAAAUCGACGCCCUGCUGAACACGUCUCAGCUUGUAUUCUCUUCUAGGACACCUUCCGAAUCUUUCUGCGACAGCAUCCUUUCCAACAUUUCUGCCAUUCCAGAGCCGCUAUGCCUUCGAGGCAACACUCUCUACUGUGUAUCAGCAAAGCCCAAGCCUUUGAGAAUUCUGAAAACGAGCAACCGUGGCCCUACUCCUGAUCCUCCAGCCAGCCCUGCGUUAAUGCAUCCCAAAAGGGACACCACCACCGUGCUGAACUUUGAGAAGACCACACUCACGGACAUCACUGAGGAGUCCAUACUGCACAUCUCUGCUAUGCCUGCGCCUCUUUGUCUUAACAACAAUAAAUCAAAGGCCUCCAACAAAGCUGCAGUGCGCUGUCACAUCCAAAACGAACAGUACGACAAAGAAAACAUGGCGCCCUUGGAGGCUGAACAAACACAGCAGGCCAGAAGACAAGCUGAUUUGCGAUGGGCCGAAUGGACUCUUGGAGCGCACAACUCUGGUUCCUUCUUUGGACAAUGCGCAUAUCCUAAGAAAGCCACAAAGCGCACUGAUUUGGGGGAGGCCUAUCCCUUCUCAAACCAGGAAUUCUCCAUCUACGUCGAUGAUGAGCACCUCAAGUUGUCAGCCCCUAAGGAGGCCAAUGAUGGUCUCAUGACUCAUUGCCUACACCUGAUGAGCGCAAAAGAAAGUUCAACAGGCCUCGAGCUCUGUCCCGUUGACAACGCACCUGUUCUCCCUUCUCGCAAUCCUCUCCUUGACCACAGCUUGAUCUUCAGUCAUAACGAGAGCUCCAUGUCUACCACAAGCUUCCAGGAGGCUUUAUCGGAGACGGUCCGCGGCACACCCCGUGCCAGCGAGCCACACGAGACUCCCUGCCCACAGCGGCAAAUCGACAUUGAUUCACUUGUCUACGAAAUUGCGCAGCCCUCGCACGAAAACGUAUACGGCGAAGACGGUGUACUCGUCGAAGAGUCUAACGAAGCCGAGCACAGCGUUGCCCACUUUGCUGACCUUGACGAUCAACUGCAAUAUGGCCGAGUCUAUCCUAGCCAAGUGCUGUUGUGGCCUAUCCACCACCCCUCAGAGACUGGUGAUCCUACAGGUGACGUAGAUGGUCCGUACAACUUUGCUGUUCCUUGCGAACCGGACGCAUACCCUCCAUCCCAACCCAGGUUGCCUGAGAUAUCUCGAUGCGAUGACCUUCGAUCUUUGAGAGAGAGAUUUGACCUCCUAUAG
This is a messenger RNA of Colletotrichum karsti, 1629 nucleotides long. RefSeq lists its product as uncharacterized. The record is from RefSeq and is a predicted model, not a curated record. The coding region runs from base 1 to 1629 and encodes 542 amino acids. The transcript is spliced from 3 exons. Lineage: Eukaryota; Fungi; Ascomycota; Sordariomycetes; Glomerellales; Glomerellaceae.